Messenger RNA from Poecilia reticulata (guppy), 16873 nucleotides. NCBI's taxonomy places the organism in Eukaryota, Metazoa, Chordata, Actinopteri, Cyprinodontiformes, Poeciliidae. The record is from RefSeq and is a predicted model, not a curated record.
AGAGAUAGAGGCUCGCAGAGUGGAGAGCAGGUCUGCAGUCUGAAUCUUGGCGUCGCGCAGACCCCGAGACGACGCUUCGUGGCCGCUCGCUGCGAUAGAUGCUGGGAUUACCACAGACAGACCUACCGCAUCCUCCGACCACUGACUGAACACGCUCCGAGGCUGCGGGCUCGAAAACUUCUCCAAGCCGUCGAGGAAAGAGGUUUUCUUUUUUUUGUUGUUGUUUUAUUUUUUUCUCUUCUUUUUCUUCUGUUCUUGGAUCAUUGGAUAACAUCUCCCUGGACGGGGCGCUUUUUAUGAAUCUCUGUCUAAUGACGAGCUCAAACGUGGAUUUACUGGAAGUAAAAUCAACCUAAUGUAUAGAUUAAAGAAACGGAGGAACGACAGAAAUUGAGAGAGAGGGAGCUCUGUUGGAUUUGGGUACCAUCAGUUACAUUUCUGGAACGGAGGAGAGAUUUUCGUGAUCUUAUUUAUUAAUUUCAUUUUGGAGGUGGUGGGUAAAUCACUGGCCAAUUCUCUCUCUCUCUCUUUCUCUCUCUCUCUCUCUCUCUCUCUCUCCCCCCCAUCCACCGACCCCCACCACCACCCUACGGUUUGCCUUUUAGGUGUGAAAUCUAUCUUAUCAGAGAGAGACUCCGAACCCCCUUUUGGUCCCCCGCAUGACAUGGUUCAGUCCAGCUGUGAGAUCCGAGCCUCCUCCAUGCAUUGGGAUUUUUCUCAGCUCCGACACCGAGUGAAUCUCCCUUUUCUGAGCAUCUGAGAACUCAUCGUGCCUGCCAGAAAAAAAAGAAAAAGAGAGAGAGAGUGUGUGAGAGAGCCCCUGCCAUGACCGCCACUUCAAAUCGGGAUCGGGACGGAGCACCGGGACUUGGAAGGAGAGCGGAAUCCGUACGCAGAAAGGGAGAUGAUGGCAUUGGGAUUUUAGUAGCUCCGAUGAAAGCUGGAGCUCAGGCGCGCUGUUGUCGGAGCCGGGUGCUGGUCUUCUACGUGGGGCUGCUGAUGCUGGUCGCAACAGUUGAGGCUCAGAACUGCAGUUAUACUCUACACAGUCCCAAUGGGACGAUAGAGAGUCCUGGAUACCCUUACGGUUAUCCAAACUAUGCCAACUGUACGUGGGUCAUUGUGGGAGCAGAUCAUAACCGGAUACAGCUGGUGUUUCAAGGCUUCGCCCUGGAGGAGGAUUUUGACAUCCUGUCUGUGUAUGAUGGGCCGCCAAGCCCGGGGAACCUGCGAACAAGGUUAACUGGGUUCCAGCUGCCUUCACCUAUUGUGAGUACAGGCUCCAGACUCACCUUGUGGCUGCUAUCUGAUUAUGCUGUCAGCGGGCAGGGAUUUAAAGCAGUUUAUGAAGCUCUGCCCAGUUACACUUGUGGUAAUCCUGGCCAGCUACUGAAUGGCUAUCAACAGGGGUCCACUUUCAAUAUUGGGGAUAAAAUCCGCUACAGCUGUAGCCAUGGCUAUGUGCUGGAGGGUCACACCACACUCUCCUGCCUCGCCACUUCAACUGGGACGGCUGCCUGGGAUUUCCCCCUUCCUUACUGCAGAGCUGAUGAUGGAUGUGGAGGGACACUGCGGGGCCAGAGCGGGGUGAUCACCACCCCCAAUUACCCAGCUGAGUACAACAACAAUGCUGACUGCACCUGGACUGUGCUGGCCGAGCCCGGAGACACCAUCGCCUUGGUUUUCUCUGACUUUCAGUUGGAGGACGACUACGACCUGCUGGAGGUCAGCGGUACAGACGGACCUUCACAGUGGUUUACUGGUCCCAACCUUCCCUCGCCCAUCAUUAGCAGCAAGAACUGGCUUCGACUUCACUUUACGUCAGAUGGCAACCACAGGUUGAGAGGUUUCAGCGCCCAGUACCAGGUGAAAAAGAUGACUGAACUCAAAUCCAGAGGUGUGAAGAUGUUGCCAAGCAAAGACAACCACCACAAGAUAUCAGUGUUGUCCCAAAUGGGUGUAGCUCAAGGACACAACAUGUGUCCAGAUCCUGGGAUUCCAGAUCGGGGAAAAAGAAAAGGCUCUGACUUCAGGCGAGGAGCAACAGUGCACUUUUCCUGCGAUGAGGGUUACGAACUGCAAGGCUCAAAGAGCAUCAGCUGCCUCCGAGUGACAGACAGCUAUGUGGGCUGGAGUGAUGACCGGCCCAUCUGCAGAGCGCCAAUGUGCGGCGGUCAGCUAAAAGGGCCCAGCGGUGUCAUCACGUCUCCUAAUUAUCCCGUUCAGUACGAUAACAAUGCCAACUGCACUUGGAUCAUCACAGCAACUGACACGUCUAAGGUGAUCAAGCUGACAUUUGAGGAUUUUGACCUGGAGAGAGGUUACGACACGUUGACGGUGGGAGACGGCGAGCUCGUGGGGGACCAGAAGACCAUUUUCCACGUCUUGUCUGGUACGACGACGCCAGACCUGGUGGUGAGCACCAGUCACCAGAUGUGGCUGAACUUCAAAACGGAUGACACCAGUGGCUCCCUUGGAUUUAAAGUCACUUUUGAGGAGAUCGACCAGGGCAGUUGCGGGGAUCCUGGAAUUCCGGCCUACGGCAAACGGGAAGGGACAGGCUUUCGUCACGGGGACAGGUUGUACUUUGAGUGUCUGCCUGCCUUCGAGCUCGUGGGAAAGAAGAACAUCACCUGUCAGAAGAACAAUCAGUGGUCUGCCAAGAAACCCAGCUGUGUUUUUUCCUGCUUCUUCAACUUUACUACUCCAUCCGGAGUCCUGCUGUCUCCCAACUACCCUCAGGAAUACGGGAACAACAUGCACUGUGUGUGGCUCAUCAUCACCAACCCCGAGAGCAGAAUCAACCUGGCCUUCAACGACCUUAGCAUGGAGAAACAGUUUGACUUCCUCUCCAUUAAGGACGGCGGAAAGGCCGAAUCUCCCAUUCUGGGCACCUUCUCUGGAGACGCUCCGCCUCCCCCCAUAACAACAAGCGGUCACGUGGCCCGACUUGAAUUCCUGACAGACCACACGUACACGGACAGAGGCUUCAAUAUCACUUUUACAACUUUUCGCCACAACGAAUGCCCAGAUCCAGGGGUGCCGGUUAACGGGAAGCGUUUUGGCGAGAGUCUUCAGCUGGGCAGCUCCAUCUCAUUCCUUUGUGAAGAGGGCUUUGUUAAGACCCACGGCUCUCAGACCAUAUCCUGCAUUCUGAAGGAUGGCAACGUCGUGUGGGACAACGCCGUCCCCCGAUGUGAAGCCCCAUGUGGAGGAGAUCUGAAGGCUCCCAGUGGGAUCAUUCUCUCCCCUGGCUGGCCAGAACUGUACAAGGAGGCCCUUAACUGUGAAUGGAUCAUUGAGGCUCCUCCAGGCUAUCCCAUCAAGAUCAUCUUCGACAAGUUUCGAACUGAGGUCAACUAUGACGUUCUCGAGGUGCGGGAUGGCCGAUUUCCCUCCUCACCUCUAAUUGGAAGCUAUCAGGGCACCCAGGUUCCACAGUUCCUCAUCAGCACCUCAAACUUCCUGUACCUCCUCUUUACCACCGACAAGAGUCACUCUGACAUCGGCUUCCGCAUACGUUACGAGACCCUGCAGUUGCAGUCGGACCACUGCGUGGAUCCCGGCAUCCCUGUGAACGGGCAGCGGCACGGCAACGACUUCUACGUGGGAGGGUUGGUGACAUUUAGCUGCGACGCUGGCUAUACGCUAAGCGACGCCGAGCCUUUGGAGUGCGAACCUAAUUUCCAGUGGAGUCGCCCCCUGCCUAGCUGUGAUGCGUUGUGCGGCGGUUAUAUCCAGGGCAACACCGGAACCAUCCUUUCGCCCGGCUUUCCCGACUUCUACCCACACAACUUGAACUGCACGUGGACAAUCGAGACCUCCCACGGAAAAGGCGUACAGUUCACCUUCCACACCUUCCACCUCGAGAGUCCCCAUGACCAUCUGCUGGUGACCGAGAACGGCAGUUUUUCUCAGCCCCUCUGGAGACUGACCGGCUCCAUCUUGCCUCCUCCUUUAAGCGCGGGCCUGUUUGGGAACUACACCGCGCAGAUCCGCUUCCUCUCCGACUUCUCUGUUUCGUACGAGGGAUUUAACAUCACGUUCUCAGAGUAUGAUUUGGAGCCCUGUGAGGAUCCUGGAAUCCCUCCAUACAGCACCAGAAAGGGUCUCCAGUAUGGAGUCGGCGAUGCCCUCAUCUUUUCCUGUUUCCCCGGUUACCGGUUAGAGGGUCCGGCGAGGGUGGUGUGCUUAGGGGGCAGGAGGAGGGUGUGGAGCUCCCCUCUGCCAAGGUGUGUUGCUGAAUGCGGCUCAUCCGUGACUGGCAUGCAAGGGGUGCUCCUCUCUCCCAACUACCCUGGUUACUACGGCAACAACCACGAAUGCAUCUACUCUAUCCAGACACAGCCUGGCAAAGGCAUUCAGCUGAGAGCACGGGACUUUCGGCUGGAGGACGACGACGUUCUCAAAGUUUUUGAUGGCAGCAGUAAUAAGGCUCGUCUCCUGGGGCUGUUUACAGGAAACGAGCUACUAGACGUAACCUUGAACUCCACCUCCAGCUCCAUGUGGCUGGAGUUCAUCAGCAAUGCUGACAACACCAGUAAAGGCUUUGAGCUGCACUUCACUAUUUCCGUUCUGCUUUUAGCGGAGUGUGGGGGCACCAUGAAGGAGGAGCCUUCCGGUCGUAUUCUGUCUCCAGGAUACCCGGCUCCUUAUGAGCACAACUUGCACUGUGUUUGGACCAUCGAAGCUGCCCCAGGAAGCACCAUCAGUCUGCAUUUUCUGGUCUUCCACACGGAGGAGGUCCACGAUGUGCUUCGGAUCUGGGACGGUCCGCAGGACGGGGGAGUCCUGCUGAGGGAGCUGAGUGGGUCGGCGUUGCCCCCGGACGCUCACAGUACCUUUAACACGAUCACUUUGCAGUUCACCACGGACUUUUUUACCAGCAAGCAAGGCUUUGCUUUGCAGUUUUCUGUCUCCACGGCGACCUCCUGCAAUGACCCGGGCAUGCCCACUAACGGUACCCGCGGUGGCGACAGCCGGGAGCCCGGGGACCAUGUGGUGUUCCAGUGUGAUCCCGGCUACAUCCUGCAGGGGGCCACCAGAAUCACGUGCACAGAGAUCAAUGGUCGCUUCUUCUGGCAGCCAGACCCCCCAACAUGCACAGCUCCGUGUGGUGGGAACCUAACCGGUCCAAGUGGGCUGAUUCUGUCUCCAGACUAUCCUGAACCUUACCCACAUGGAAGAGAGUGUGACUGGAGAGUUACCGUCACACCGGACUAUGUCAUUUCGCUCAGCUUUAACCAUUUCAGCCUGGAACCCAGUUAUGACUUCUUGCAUAUCUAUGAUGGGCCAGACUCCCUGAGCCCCUUGUUGGGUAGUUUCUAUGGCACCGAUGUUCCAGAUCGCAUUGAGAGCAGCUCCAACACGCUCUUCAUGGCAUUCCGCAGCGACGCCUCCCUCAGCAGCAACGGAUUUGUGCUGCAGUAUACAGAAAACCCCAGGGAAUCUUGCUUCGAACCUGGCCUGGUUCGUAACGGGACACGGGUGGGCACCGAUCUCAAGCUGGGCUCCACUGUCACCUACCACUGCGACAGCGGCUACACGCUGGAGGGAGACCCGACGCUCACUUGCAUCAUGGGGGGGGAUGGCAAGCCGAGCUGGAAUAAGCCCAAACCCAUCUGCAUGGCGCCAUGUGGUGGACAGUACUCCGGAUUAGAUGGAGUAGUCUUGUCCCCCGGUUUCCCUGGCAACUAUACCAGUUCUCGAACCUGUCUGUACUCUGUAGUCGUGCCCAAGGAUUAUGUGGUGUUCAGCCAGUUCGCCUUCUUCCAGACUGCUCUGAAUGACAUAGUGGAGGUUUAUGAUGGACCAACACAACAUUCCCGGGUUUUGAGCUCACUUUCUGGAGCGCACACAGGUGAGUCGUUGCCGUUAGCGACCUCCAAUCAAAUCCUGAUCCGCUUUACAGCCAAAGGCCAAUCCAGCUCCAGAGGAUUCCAUCUGGUCUACCAGGCGGUGCCAAGGACCAGCGCCACCCAAUGCAGUUCAGUCCCUGAGCCACGAAACGGUCGGCGCAUGGGCAACAACUUUGCCGUUGGCGCAGUGGUCCGCUUUGAGUGCAGCCCUGGCUACGUCCUGGAGGGAUCGAGUGCCAUUGAAUGCUUAACAGUCCCCAAUGCCCUGGCACAAUGGAACAGCUCCAUACCCAGCUGCAUCGUUCCAUGCGGAGGUAAUCUGACCCAUCGAACUGGCACCAUCUUAUCUCCAGGCUACCCUGAACCUUACCUCAACAGUCUGAACUGUGUGUGGAAGAUUACUGUUCCUGAAGGAUCAGGGAUCCAGAUCCAAGUAAUCAGCUUCGUCACGGAGCAGAACUGGGACUCACUGGAGGUCUUUGAUGGAGGCGACAACACUGACACACUCCUCGGCAGCUUCUCAGGUACAACGGUCCCCGCUCUCCUCAACAGCACCUCAAACCAACUCUACCUUCACUUCUUCUCCGAUAUUAGCGUGUCCGCUGCCGGAUUCAGGCUGGAAUACAAAACUGUCUCUCUGACCAGCUGCCCAGAUCCUGUAGUUCCCAUGAAUGGCAUCAAGAUAGGGGAGCGUCUUCAGAUGAAUAAUGUGGUGUCUUUUCACUGUGAACCCGGCUAUACUCUCCAGGGGAAUUCUCACAUCACCUGCAUGCCUGGAACCGUCAGACGGUGGAACUAUCCUCCUCCUCUCUGUAUUGCACAAUGUGGUGGAAUCCGGGAGGAGAUGGAGGGAAUGAUUCUCAGUCCUGGUUUCCCUGGCAACUACCCUAGCAACAGUGAUUGCACCUGGAGAAUAUACCUGCCAGUCGGUUACGGAGCCCACAUACAGUUCCUUAACUUCUCAACGGAGGCCAACCACGACUUCCUAGAGAUACGGAACGGGCCUCUAGAUACCAGUGCUGUGAUUGGUCGAUUCAGCGGCCAGGACGUCCCGUCACCUCUUCUCACUACCUCCCACGAGACCACAGUUUAUUUCCACAGUGACCACUCACAGAACAAACCAGGUUUCAGGUUCGAGUAUCAAGCAUAUGAGCUACAGGAAUGCCCAGAUCCAGAACCUUUCCGUUAUGGAGUGGUGGUCGGAGCAGGCUAUAACGUGGGACAGUCCAUUUCCUUCGAGUGUCUGCCUGGAUAUCAACUAAUGGGACAUUCCAUCCUCACCUGUGAGCACGGCACCACCCGCAACUGGGACCACCCGUUUCCUUGCUGCGAAGUACCUUGUGGUGGCAACAUCACAUCAGACAACGGGACCAUCUUCUCCCCGGGAUACCCAGAGGAGUACCCAAACUCAGCUGACUGCACCUGGCUCAUUUCAGUGUCUCCUAGCUUUGGAAUCAAACUCAAUUUCACUCUGCUUCAGGUUCAUGGGCCGCAUGACUUCAUAACUGUCUGGGACGGCCCGCAGGAGACAACUCGAAAACUAGGCGUCUUCACGGACGGGGAGCCUAAUGACCCACCCAGUAGCACGUCCAAUCAGGUGCUGAUACGAUUCCGCAGCAACACGGAGAAGGGCGGGUUGUUCCGUAUUGGCUAUCAAGCUUACAGACUUCAGUACUGCCUGCCUCCACCCAUCAUUCCUAAUGCGGAGAUCCUGAUGGCAAGCAAGGAAUUCAAAAUUGGUGAUAUAGUUCGCUACAGAUGUCUCCCAGGAUACCAGUUAAGUGGAAAUAGCAUCCUGACAUGUCGACUAGGAACACACUUAGAGUUUGAAGGCCCCCCACCAUCAUGUGAUGUGACAUGUCCGAUGAAUGAGGUGCUGACGGCGUCCACAGGCGUCAUUAUGAGCCAGUCGCCAGGCACCGGCUUCCCUCAUUUCGAGUCUUGCUCCUGGGUUGUUAAAGUGGAGCCCGGCUACAACAUUACCUUCACUAUCGAACACUUUCAAACCAGCCGCCAGUUUGACGAGCUCGAAGUCUUUGACGGUCCAUCCAGACAGAGCCCGCUGCUCAUUACCCUCAGUGGUAAUUAUUCCAGCCCGCUGAGCAUCACGAGCUCCAGUAACAAAGUCUACCUGCACUGGUCUUUUGAUCACACGACCAGCCACAAAGGCUUCCGCAUCCGUUAUUCAGCGCCCUACUGCAGCCCUCCAAAUAACCCAGUAAAUGGUACAGUGCACAGCCUGACCGGGUCCAAGCUGGGUAGUACUUUACGCUUCAACUGCGACCAGGGCUUUCGACUUAUUGGUCAGACCAGCGCCACAUGCACCCGGACAGCGCAGGGGAUCCAUCAGUGGAAUGCCCCAGUACCUCUUUGUCAAGUCAUGUCCUGUGGAAUGCCUGUUGCCCCCGUCAACGGCAGCAUUGUUGGCCAAGACUUUUCUCUUGGGGCCAGGGUCACUUACCAAUGUAAUCCAGGGUUUCGGCUUGCUGGUCCUCUCACCACCUCAGUGGUCUGUCAAGAAUCUGGGCGGUGGAGCCCCAUCGAGGCCCCUCCAAGAUGCGUUCCGGUCACCUGCGCCGACAUCAGCUACUCUGCUGUGGAGCACGGAAGAUGGAGACUAAUCUACGGCACUCAAAACCAAUACGAUGCUAUAAUGAUGCUCAUAUGUGACCCGGGAUAUUACUACAGGGGUCAAAGGAUAAUUCGCUGCCAAGCAAAUGGCACCUGGAAUUACCCUGAUCCUCGCCCGUUCUGUGACAUUAUUUCCUGUGGAGAUCUUGGCACUCCUCCAAAUGGUCAUAAAAUAGGAACUUUGACUGUAUAUGGAGCCACAGCCAUUUUCUCCUGCAACACAGGAUAUACCCUAGUGGGCUCUCGGGUCCGAGAGUGCAUAUCCAAUGGGCUUUGGAGCGGAACACAAGUUCAAUGUCUAACUGGCCAUUGUGGCACUCCAGACCCAAUAGUCAAUGGGCAAAUAAUUGGGGAGAACUUCAACUUUCGAGGCAGCGUCGUGUACCAAUGUAACCCAGGGUUUCGUCUUAUUGGUGUGUCAGUGCGAAUAUGUGAGCAGGAUCACCGCUGGUCAGGAAACACCCCUGUUUGUGUUCCCAUCACAUGCGGCCACCCUGGAAAUCCUACAUUUGGCACGACCCAAGGAACCCAGUUCAACUUAAAUGAUGUUGUGCGUUUUGUCUGCAAUACUGGAUAUGUUCUGCAUGGGGCUGUUAAAUCUACAUGCCAGGCCAAUGGACAGUGGAACAAUGCUCUCCCAAGGUGUAAAAUUGUAAACUGCACAGAACCCGGCCAUGUAGAGUACAGCAUUAGGCAGGUAUUAUCCAGCGGGCCGCAUCGGUACAGCUUCCAGACCGCGGUGACGUACCGCUGUAACCCUGGCUAUUAUCUGCUGGGAACCAGCUCCAUCUCCUGCCAAGGGGACGGCACCUGGGACCGCUCCUUACCCAAAUGCCUGUUGGUUCUCUGCGACCGUCCCAGCAUGCCUCCCUACGCGCAGAUCUCAGGUGACCGUCGAACAGUGGGCUCGGUCAUCCGCUACAGCUGCAUGGGCCAGCGUAGCAUCGUCGGAAACACCACGAGGAUGUGUCAGCUGGACGGGCAGUGGAGCGGCUCGCCACCCCACUGCUCUGGGGAAUCAAAUGGUCUGUGUGGAGAUCCAGGCGUACCUGUUCACGGCAUUCGUCUUGGAGAUGAAUUUACUGUGAGCAGUGUUGUACGUUUCAGCUGCGAACCGGGUUACAUCCUAAAGGGAUCACCAGAGAGAACAUGUUUUUCCAACGGAACUUGGAUGGGAACACAACCGGAGUGUCAUGUAAUUUCCUGUGGAAACCCAGGAACUCCACGAAAUGCCCAGAUCCUUGUUCACGAUGGACUCACUUUUUCCAGAUCCAUCACUUACAGCUGCAGGGAAGGAUACUACUCUACUGGACUGCUUACCCGACACUGCACUGUGAAUGGGACCUGGACGGGCAACCUGCCAGAGUGCUCAGUAAUCAACUGUGGCGAUCCCGGAGUGCCAGCCAAUGGAGUUAGAUUUGGGAAUGAUUUCACCUACAACCGAACCGUCGCUUUCCAGUGUUCUCCUGGAUACACCAUGGAUGCUGACAGAGCCUCUUCUCUCAUCUGCACCAAGGAUCGGACCUGGAAUGGCACCAAGCCACUCUGUAAAGCAAUUGUUUGUGGUCCACCACCGCUCAUCCCAAAUGGACAGGUUGUGGGUUCAGACCUAACCUGGGGCUCCAGCAUAAGUUACUCCUGCAACCAAGGCUAUCAGCUGUCCCUGCCCACUGUGUUAACAUGCCAGGGCAACGGCAACUGGAGCGGCGAGAAACCACAGUGUUUCCCUGUAUUCUGUGGAGACCCAGGAAUGCCAGAUCAAGGCAGAAGGGAGGACCGCGGUUUCACCUAUCUUUCAUCUGUCUCGUUCUCUUGCAAUCCUCCCCUCAUCUUGGUUGGCUCGGCCAGGAGGUACUGCCAGUAUGAUGGCACUUGGAGCGGCACACAACCCUCCUGCAUAGAUCCAAGUCACACAACCUGUGGUGACCCUGGCAUUCCACUCUUUGGAAAUCAGAACAACAGCCAAGGCUACCAGAUUGGCAGCACUGUGUUCUUUAACUGCAGAAAGGGCUACUUACUGCAGGGCUCUAUUUCACGCACAUGUCUGCCCAACCUGACCUGGAGUGGAUUUCAACCGGAGUGCAUCUCCCACCACUGCAGCCAGCCAGAGCUACCUGCUCAGUCUGAUGUUCGAGCCAUUGAACUUCCAUCUCUUGGCUACACACUGAUCUAUACAUGUCAGCCUGGCUUCUACUUGGCUGGGGGUUCAGAACACAGAACCUGCAGGUCCGACGGUAGCUGGUCGGGGAAACCACCACUGUGUGCAGCUGAUAAUCGGCCAAGUGGUAGAAUCCCAGUGGGGACUGUACAGGAGCCUCCAUCUAAACUGCCAGUCCCCGGUGGUGUGUUUGCUAAAAACUCCCUCUGGAGGGGUUCCUAUGAGUACCUGGGAAAGAAGCAGCCAGCCAUGCUUAGCAUCACUGCCUUUGAACCUUUUAGCAACCGAGUUAAUGGGACACUGAUCGACCACAGCGGGGUUGAGCUUAAAUUAGCAGGAACGUAUAAGAGGGAGGAAGCCCAACUGCUUCUACAAGUUCACCAGAUCAGAGGUCCUGUGGAGAUCUUUGUGAACAAGUUUAAAAUAGACAACUGGGCCCUGGACGGACAUGUGUCCUACAUCUCCUCGUCCAAUGCUUUUGUGUACCAGGGAUUUGUCAGAGGAAAAGGCUUUGGCCAAUUUGGUCUCCAAAGAUUGGAGAGCUUAGAUCCCAGUAGAGCCAACCCUGGCUACAACUUUGCCUCCAACAGCAGUUCAGUGGCAGCUGCCAUUCUAGUGCCUUUUAUAGCAAUGAUCAUUGCAGGCUUCGCUCUUUAUCUCUAUAAACACAGAAGAAGACCCAAAGUUCCCUUCAACGGUUACGUGGGCCAUGAGAACACAAACGGUCGGGCUACGUUCGAGAACCCCAUGUACGACCGUAACAUCCAACCCACUGACAUCAUGGCCAACGAGACAGAGUUCACAGUCAGCACAGUGUGCACCGCUGUAUAGCAACACCAUCCUUCAGAGUCAGUCGAAGGAAGGAAAGAUGCGCCACAACCUCCGCUGGCUGCCGGCAGAGGACACCUGUAAUUCCUUGUGCAGAUGGCGAGAAAAAGAUUAUUUUAUUUGCUGAAAUACCUUCAAGUAACAUCUCCAGUCGAGGAGCCUCGCACCUGCAGGAAACAAGAAAAAAAGAGACUAAUAUGAGAGCGACAACUUUUUUUGUUUUUUUUUUAUCAAAAAGGUCAACGUGAAACAGCUCUCUGUAACUUUACAUGGUUUCUUGAUCAUGUUCCAUAUUCUAAGGAAAAAGCUUCCGUCUGAACCUGCAGCCGGCAGGAGUACUGCUGGAGGCAAAGCUGUGAUGACUUUUCUCACCGCCCUUCGCCUAAACCCAAAGGGAAGUUUGUGUAAGUCAUAAAAUGUACCUGUAGCUUACAAAAAAAAAAAACUCUGUGCACUGUGUGGUGGGCAGCCACGUGUCGGUCGGUGUGUGUGAGGCUAAGAGAAACUGUCUGAACUGUUGAAAUUCAUCCGUUCCGUUUUCAAUUUGUAUUUUGUUUUUACCGUUUGUUUUUUUUUUCUUUGUUUCUUUCUUGUGUUUUAUGCUGCCAGCUUUCUCAGAUGAGUAAUUGGGAACGCCGUUAUCUGUCAGAUCUCUGCUAUUUGAGGCUGUCAAAAGGUUCCAUGGAAAGGCUGCAGGGUUUAAAGAUGUAGUUUUCAAUUCCUUGUCGAAAACAUACUCUUAUCAUUACUAUGUGUGCUUUUCCUCCUAUUUUUCUUUUCCUGCAGCUGAGGAAAAGCUUAAAAGGUUGCUAGGUGGUUGGAAAAAACAGUAGAGAGUAGAGCGCCUGUGUGACUGCUAUAGGAGGACAGAGUGUCUGUGUUGCGUAGAUGUGUACUUAUUUGUGGUUUUAACCAAAAACGUGAUGGUUUUUGUUGUUUUGACAGCAUUUCAUUUGGUUUUAGGAAGGCUAACGAUCAGAAAGAAACGGUGCAUGAAUCUAACCCAUCAAGUGAAGGUAGAGUGAAACAAAAGAACUGAGAAUCUAAUGUUCAGUCAGCAGCAGCGUUUACUUUUCUAUUUUUAGUUUGUUCCUGGUUCAAACACAAUGUUGUGUCUGAAGACUAAUUAGAUGUCAAACAAACCGAAGUUAUCUUGAGAAGUCAAAGAUGAUCCGUCUCUCAAAUGGGGGACAGAAUGUGUGGUGCAUUUUCAUGGACAUAAGUCUUUUAGGGACAUUACAUCUUUAAUUUUUCAUUCACAUCCACAUCUCAGGGCGAAGCUGCAGCAUCAACUCAUGGCUCAUUCUGCUAUGAAUAGUGGAUUUCAGAAGUACAAAAAAUUACUUCCAACUUUUUUCUUUAAAGCCGAGAUCAGAUUCAGAUUAUUUUCUGUCAUAAAUUUGGCACUAUUUGUGUUUAUGAAUAAAGGGAUAGUUUUUAGGCAAAAUUCUGGGGAAAAUGUGUUUGGCAUUAUUAGCUCAUUUAUCUGUAGUAAGUUUUUACAGACGUGAGGAAACUAUUAGCACAGUAAAUUGCUAAGAACUAGUAAAAAGGGAGCCCUAUUUGGCUGAUUUUGGCAAUUCAUUUAUUUUUUUUAUCCAUUGCAUAUAGCACAUUAUUAGCAGAUAUCAAAAAGCUACACUUUCACAAAUGUCACUGCACAAGAGCUUUGAGAGUUGAAGAACUUCCUUUAAGCUGAACUAAUGUUGUACUGCGACACGCUGCCGGCUGUAUUGAUCCAUUUCAUCAGCUAUGAUUGGUCAGCCUGCUGUACCAUGGGGGCAGUAAACGUUUGGAUUAUUCAACAGGCUGUCGUUUCUCCAAAGGCAUGAAGGUGGUAUGCUCAUAUGUUCUGUUUGGAAAUUACCCUGCGGACUCACAACCAUCUGAAUAGCUGGUAUUUUCCACCGACCCAACUUUAGCAACACAGAAAUUGUUUGACUGAGAAAUCGGCAACAACGAUGGGGUGUGUUGCCACCAGCCUUGUGUAGUUCUCUUUAAUUGAACUCCAUUUCAUUUGCCUAUAAAUUCCAUUUCGUUUGGAGAGGUGUGAUCUAAUGCGGUCUAAAAACGUCAAACUCUGGUUCGCCUAAGAUCCUGGGUCUUGGUUUGUUUGGUUGAAGUGAACUCUGUCGCGGUUUGAAUGCAUAUGUGGACGCAAGCGGAGCGGAAACUGCUCCAAAAACAGACAGUGGACUAUAGUGCAGUGCAUUCUGGGUAAAUGCAACCAAAACAAGCGUGUCUAACGCUAGAGGUGGAAACGGCUCAUCGUCUUUUACCAAACACAAACGAGAAUUCCUACAACUGCCAAUAUCUGAAGCUACUCCGUUUUUGUUUCAAUUUUGUGAAGGAGGAAGUUGCACUUAGUGUGUUCUUCAGUGUUUUUUGUUUUACUUUUCAUAGUUCAAGGUGCAGCGCCACCACAGGCGAGGGAGUGAACAGGUUUUUCAGAGUUUGGAUCGUUUAACAGAGUGCAGUGUGAAAGCGAACCACACCAGCUGAAAAUGUAAUACAUAUUGCAGUUUUGGUCCCCGAUAGAACAAAGUCUCUCAGUCUAUCAGUAGUGAAAUCUCUCUAAUCUGUCUUAUAAAAGUUUAGCUGGGUUACAUGCACUCAUAUGGUGUUUUCUCUAGCAGAUAUAUUAAAUUGCUUAAAUCAGCUAAAAUGGGGGUUCCACCUGUUUAUUCCUUCACCUUUCCACAAUUUUGUUGCAACAUUUAAUCUUCCACUAGACAUGAGCGAACUAAUUGUGAAAAACACUUUACAGAUCCUCCACUGUUCCUUUUGAGAUCCAAUAGUAGCUCCUCACACCUGGCCUUCGGAAAAGCAAGAGCAAAAUGCGAAAUUUGUUCAAGAUGUUCAAAUGAAGGCGUCAGAGUUUGAAGAGCGGAUGAGUCAUCGUGGCGUUCCCUGUGGAUUUACGCUCGGGUCUUUUCCCUCCAAGUUAACUUCUGACAGCCCCAUCCUUUUAAAGAAGAAGAGUGUUUCAAUUGUUUUGUUUUCUGCUCAUCAUAAAAACGUUGAAGGCUGCGUGCCUGGAGGCUGUGACAGCGGGGGAGUCACUGGCAUACUGAUUACUGCCGUGCAUUAAAUUGGAAAUGAUAAAUGUGAUAUAGGGAAAAAAUUGUUUAUGCCUUUAAUGCUAACAUUCUUUAUCUGGCACUGCUGGGGGAGAAAAUUACAGAAAAUAUAGUUUGUUUUUUUGUUUGUUUGUUUUUUUUUUAUUUGUAGAGUGCAGCACACAGCAGAAAUGUCAUCAAAUAUAUCUGAGGGAAUCUGCUUUGUGUGUUCCGGUCUGACGAGAGUUUUAUGUAGACCCGUUAGACCUGAUGAUGCUCAGUGGGGUGAAUAUUGGUUGAAUUUCCUUCAAGGAAGAUCGCUUCCUUCUAAUUUUGUGUUCCAACUCGGAAACCAUUAAACUGGUAAUAUUCUUGACCACAUAUGAAUUUACAGAAUAGGGUAUCGAAGCACUUAAAAAGCAGAAUGAAACAUCUACACCAAUUUUUUUUUUCUUUUCUUUUUCUGGGCAUUGUUACACAUAAAGAAAAUUAAACAACAAAAAAAAAAUCACACAUACCGCUUUUUUUUUUUUUCCUAGAAAUCAAGUUUCUUGAAACCAAUCAUUGCAUUGUUCCCUCAGUCAUUUUCACUGUGCUUCAGUAAUUGCUUUGACAAUUUUAUAACUUUUAAGACUCUCGUUUAUCUCGACCGUUCCAGUGGAAUAUUUGGCCGUUUUCCUCCUCCGGAGUUUGAGCGAUAGGAAAGGAAGUGAUUGAAUUACCCUGGAGAUUUCACGGAAAGACGAGCGGUUACACUCAUAUAAUCCUGAAGACUCCCUGUGCUGAAUUCUCAUAGUUUCGUGCAGCAGUUGCAUGGUGCAUUACGUUUACUUUGGCUCCGAAGCCGCUCUCAAACAUCUCGGCGGAAAUUAUGGCUUUAUUACAUAUCUGUUCGGGGCACUUUGGGGGCGAGCCUUUCCCCUCAAUUUGCUCUACAAUGGCAACUUCUUACACAUUUCUUUAAAGCGGCUGAACUGAUUUAGGUAACUGUAUUAUCACUGCUAAUUUCCCUACAUGAAGUCGAAUCUGUUUUAGGCGUAUGAUUCAACAAAUACGACCUGAAGAUUAUCUCAUAUGAACAAUUGUAUUGAGCGGCUCAUUCUAAGAAAAUUAGGAAAAUGGUCAUGAAAAUGGCAACAUUUUUACUCCUUUCAUGAUUUUUAUCUGCUCCAGUCUUCAAUAAGCACUUUAUGUUCAUUACAGUGCCUUGUCGUGACUCAGAUGAUCACUCUUCAGCUUGUGCGGUUCUUUGUGGUCAAUAAAUUUUAACCGUCCUCACUACAGUUUUGGGGUCAACUUAUCAUCUUCAGAUAUUGCAGACUGGAGUCCUUCAGUCACUCCCCGAUUAUCUCUCUGGCUGAGUGGCCCCGACUGAUACAGAAAAACUCCUGAAGAACCUGUAGUUUUUGAUCUUACCGAGAGGGGGUAAAAAAAAAAAAAAAAAAAAUCUCUGAAGAUGUCAGAGUAGAGAUUCAUUUCGCUUUAUUUUCUCUGUACUUUGGUGUGUGAGGAUUAUUAUCCACAAAUAUGUCUGCUUGCCUAAAUAGUUGGUCAAUUUUUAAAGCCACGUUUUCCGUUGAUGGUUUAAAGGCUGCUUUAUAAGGGAAAAAAAAUCCAGUCAUCAAAUAAAAAAACUAAAAAAUUAGUUUAUUGAAAACUAAAAUUAAUAGAAACAAUAUACGGGUAAAUAUGGACAAAUCUUCAUUUUCACUUAAUAUUCAAAUCUGUGGAGGUGUUUCCUUUAGCCCAAAACCUGCUCACUGCACCGCAGUACUAUGGAAAUGGAGAUCAGUGAGUGUCGGAUUGAGCGGUGCUGCAACAGUUAGAACUGAGCCUUCCUUGAUAGCAGCUGGCGAAUUUGUGCUUCUUCUUCUUUUUCUUCCUUUUUUUUGCAUAUUUUAAAUCAGUAGCUCUGUUCAUUCUGGCUCAUUUUUUGUUAUCAGCCCCACACAGCUCUGAGUUCCCCCCCUCCUGCUCACCAUCUCCUCUAUAAUGUAACGCGCCACAGCUAUGGUCUUUUGAGUUCACUGAGUUUCCUCUCAGUCAGGGACCAGACCAAAAGUCUCCCACUUCUCUCUCUGCAGCGAGAGCACUGACUUUCCAGCACAGGCCACACUCUGCAUGUAGUGGGGAAUAAAAACAAGCAAUCCAUCAGUUAUGCUGAGUGACACUUUCUGCAGCAGCUAUCAUUUAUAAUCUCCCAUCUUUCACUGUCACCCCAUAUUGAUGAAUCCAAAAGCUCGGCAGCUUGCCUUUAGCCUUCAGUGAAAACCCACCUUCAUUUCGGUGAAAUGAAAAAUCUUUGAAAUGUUCGCUUAUUUUCUUAAUUCGGUUUAAAA